Eimeria acervulina is the source of this 1260-nucleotide messenger RNA. RefSeq lists its product as hypothetical. The record is from RefSeq and is a predicted model, not a curated record. Lineage: Eukaryota; Apicomplexa; Conoidasida; Eucoccidiorida; Eimeriidae. The coding region runs from base 1 to 1260 and encodes 419 amino acids. The transcript has 6 exons.
AUGGUAACCUCUGUGCUUCAGACUCGCCUCUUAAUGGCCCGGAAAAAUGUAGGUGCGCUAAUGAAGGCCGAAGCAGAACGCGUGAAGGAGCUGGUGGAGCUGAAGAAUGCGUCUAUGGGCUGCCUGUCUGUGUGGCAGGACCGCGUGACGUCGCUUCAGCAGGAGGUGAGCUCUCAUUUAUUGCGAGCGUCCCAGGCUGAGGCGCGCGCGUCAGACUUUCGCUCGCGCCUUAUUCGGGCCCACGCCAGCAGGGAGCGUCUUAGUAUAGAAUUGCAGCAAAUAAAGAAAGAACUUGUCUUUGAAGGCACCAGGAAACAUUAUUUGGCAGAAGCAGCCACGAUGAGCGAAACGAAGGCGCUGGAGUUUCUUCAGCAAAGAAGCGGCGAGGACAUCUCCAGUGCUCUGCGGCUGCAACACAGCGUCAUUUGCGAGCUUCAGAGUGAAAAUGCGCGGUUAAAAUCUGAAAAGAUGGAGCAGAGGCGGCAUUUUAAGGCGGCGAUCCAGCAGAGAGAUUCUGUCAUACAACGAAGCGUGGUAGCGAGAGGAAACGAAAGGGGGGCCCCAACCACACGACAGCUGAGACCCUCGACAGUUUCUCCCACCACUCCUUCCCUCAAAGCGAUGGCGCCGGACACGCCACGAACCCCCCUCAGGUGUACCGACAUGAAGGCUUCCACCUGUCGGGAGCUGCGGGUGGCAUUGAGCGGGGGUACAUUGGCGGGUCGGCGGAAACGUGGCGGCACAGACACUCGAGACGCUCCCCACAAGGCAACUGUCGCUCGGAGCGCUCCUGUAGCCUCCUCCGCUGGCCCUGACUCCAAACCGCACGCCGUCAGCGUCCACUCUUCCCCCAGAAGCACUGCUCGUCUGCCCAGUGAACCUGGACCAGGUGCCUCUUCAGUUACUCGACCGAAAACCUAUUCUGGGCCUUCGGCUGGCACCCAAGGAGCCUCUAAUGCAGCUGCGGCCUCCAGAGCUGCUCCUCGUUUGCUAAAGAGUGCAACGUCAGAUGUGAAGAGCCGCAGGGGUCCACAGGCUGGGGAGACACAUGGCUCAAAGGCAAUUUCACUAACGGCUUCAAACUGCCGACCCGUAGGUCAGAAGGUAAAAGAACGUACAACAGAGAUAGCCAUAAAGGAGGUCGUAGUUAAAUGCCCUGAAUGCGUGUCAGUGUUGGGUGAGGUUGGAAUUCGCAUGCGCUCGCUUUUCGUUUCGUUAUUUCUACUGACAGCUCUGUCUUGGGUCUGUCUUGGGCUGUAG